UUCCACCCCGGCCACGACCAACCUCCCCUGCUUCCACUCCGGGGAUGGGCCUCUCUCCCCUGCUUCCGGCGGCCCGCCCCUCCUCUAUGCGCCAUCCUCCACCAUCGUCGUUGCCAAAACAGAUCCCGCCACUGUUUGCCAGGACCUCGUCGAUGAUCUGUCGUGAGGCCCAGCGCCCCAUCGUCCGACGCGCCUAGCUAGCCCGCUCCCGCCGACCCUCUGCCCUCCCUCACCACGCGACCUGCGUGCUUCCCCCUACGACCACUGCAUGCCGCACCCGCGAGGAAACCAGCCACCCAUCGCUCCGGUCGCCCGUGCCAAAUCCAGAUGCAGUUCAGGGAGUCUUCCUGCUGCAGGUCGCACCGCUCUACCUACCAGCGCCGCAGCCAUGACGGUCGCCUCUUCAUGUGCCCUUGCUCUGCAUCUAAUUGGACACCCUGCACCCAAUCUCCGACACUGUAACCCAUGUACGCCUCGGCGCUGCUGCUCGCGGCCAGGAUCUGGCGCCCAGCAUCCCCAUCGCCUCCAUGUUGCGCGAGCACCGGUGGGUGCAGGCGGCUGUCUUGUCAUCGCAGGUAGAGGAGAACUCGGCCUACAGUUGGAUGGCACACCCACCAGCGACGGAGAGCCACCUCCCGCCGCCGGCCGGCCAUCCCCGAGUCGUCUGUGGCUCUCGCCCUAGCUUUGGAUCCAGCGAGCACCUUAGGGGCGCGCCGGCGAUGCAGGCCACGUACCUCUCCCCAAUCUCUGCAACGAGAAGCCAUCGACUGCGGACGGCGAGCUCCUGGAUCCUGCUGAUCUCGCUGUCCCCAACCCACAUGCGUGGCACGGACAUCGUUUCCUAUGACAGUUUCCGACACCCUGUGGUGUUGUUACCGUCAGCUACACCCUGUGGUAUUUGGUUUAAAUUACAGGAUUUUGCAAUUCAUGGUGUCGACGCAGAUUUUCUACCCUAUGAUGAUGAUGGGGACUUUGAUGAGGCAAUUGAUCUUGAUGAUGAUGAGGAUGAGCCAAAUCCUGACGAAUUCCAGUCUCAUGAUGCACUUAGUGGCUGGUCUUCUCGUACCAAGGGUGUUGCAAGAUAUCUCAAGACUUUAUUCGAUGAAGAGUCUGGUCGGGGGAGAAAGAAUGUUGUCAUUGAUCAUCUGGUAAAUGGAAAGUCUCGGAAAGAAGCCUCAAGGAUGUUCUUCGAGACCUUGGUCCUUUCGACGAAGGACUACAUUUAGGUGGAGCAACCAAUUCCCUUUGGUUUAAUAAACGUGAAGCCAGUAUCCAAGCUCCUGAAGACAGAUUUCUAGACCAAGACCAAGACCGCCUAGCAAAAGUGGCAUGAUAUACAUACAUCUUACAAUAUCUGUCACAGCACCAUCAACAACAUACAUAUUGUCUUCUUCAUCUUCGCCAUCGUUGUCGUGACUUGGCCGCUGUUGUUGGUGCGCUGCUACUGAAGUUCAGCUUGAGUGUGAGAGGAAAAAGAUUUCUGAGACAGAUUAGCUGCUGCUGUUGUCCUAGGUUUUUUUGGUCUUAAAUUAUUUCCGUUUCUAGGAAGUGUAUGUGUUGGUUGUGCAUGAAGCACGUGCAGUGUAUGUGUUUUGUUGUGCAUAAUUUUCUUGAUUUUCAAUAGCAUGUUAAGUUAAUGUUUCGGAAAUUC
Molecule: messenger RNA, 1651 nt
Organism: Triticum dicoccoides
Lineage: Eukaryota; Viridiplantae; Streptophyta; Magnoliopsida; Poales; Poaceae
Exons: 5
Coding region: 528-1226 (232 amino acids)
Biological process (GO): replication-born double-strand break repair via sister chromatid exchange; sister chromatid cohesion
Cellular component (GO): cohesin complex
Molecular function (GO): chromatin binding
Source: RefSeq, a predicted model, not a curated record